AUGCAGCAAUACUUCUCAGCCAGUACUACCCCACUCGGCAGCCCCCAUUACGCUCAUAACGACCCAUGGGCUCAUGCUCUGAUAUGCUGCGAUCAAGAUCAUGGUGCAUCCAGCUCGAAUACGAUGAACAAUCAAUUGCCACCACCACAGCAACACCACAGUCAAAUCCUGUAUGAGACAUCUCUGAAUGAUGGUCCUUCCGCUCCACCGCAAGCUAGGCGAUGUAUCGAAUGUUCGGCUGAAUGUCCUCUCGAGGCAUACUGUUGCGGAGGGGAUUACUGCUGUGAUGGUUCACACUCACACAGCUGCAACCAAUCAGAAGAGAGUAUCUGUGGAGAUCCAAAGUGUGAAGAAACGAUGAAAGAGCCAUGCCAUGAAGAACAUCCUUUCCACCCUCAGGGUCAGUGCGGUGAUACUCAUAGUCAUCAUCCCGAUCCCGAUCACAUCCAUACUCCCAAUCAACAAGAUAACAUCGGGGAUAUGAAGAGUCUAGAAGAGUGGGCAGAUACGAAAGAAGGCUGUCACGCCAUACAGCAACUGUUGGAGUGCUGUAAUCAACCUGAUUGUAACAUACCAGUCUGUCCGACAGACAAUAAAGCGGUCCAUCCACCUCCGCCUGAUCCUCUCGCUGCGAUAUUCGGCUCGAUGGUUGCUCAACCGAUCGAACCUUCCAAUAUAAACGAUUCUGGGCCUUCUUCCGAAAUGGAAGGCAUUACUCACACAUGUCAUUGGGGCAAUUGCCACCUCAUCUUCAAGUCGAUGCCUGAUCUCCUGGCUCAUGUCGCUGCUGAUCAUCUGAGCGCAUGGGGCUCUGGGACUGGUGCUAAAUCAACUGAUCCUGCACCUCCGACUGUGCCGCCACCCCAGAUGACCAAUGUCAUUGGCGCAACCUCGAACUUCAUGUCUACCUCGACUUCGACUCCGCCAAUGCAACUAGCUAACACAGGCAAUAUGGGUCUCAACUCGGCUUUCACCACGCCUCAGGCGACUGAGACCGAUCAGCUCCUGUCGUGUCUGUGGGACGAUUGUUUUCCAAUGGCUGAUAUGCCUUCGUCUUCUGUAUCUGGAACCUUUCCCCAGGACGCAACCCAAAUUCAAACUCAGCAGAUCCCGCAUACUCAUGUGCAUCAGGCUCAUAGCCAUCCUCACGAACAUGCUCACCCUACAGGCGAGCCAUUCAGCCCAGGUACGAUGCUCCGACAUGUCCUUGAAGAACAUCUUGGUGUACCUGGGUCCAUCAUCGGUUGGCCAAACGACAAUAACAAUGGUCAAAAUGGCAAUCAAACGCAUCUGGAUAAAAACCAUCACCACCAUCAUGUUGAUUCCCAUCAUUUGGCACAUCAUCAUGCUGCGAUGCACCAUCAUCACUCUCACUCUCACAACCAUAGUCAUAGCCACAGUCACCCACUCCCUACGCCACCUUCGACCGUAAAUACGCAGUUGUCAACUUCGCCCGUUUCCAUACCUUCUUCGACCUCGAAAAUCACUUCUGGUACUGCUACCAACCCAAGUGGCAAUCCCCUGAUCUGCCUAUGGCCCGGCUGUCCCGUCGAUCACGUUUUCAGCGACUCGGCAAGUCUGAUGGAUCACCUAUCCGAAGUUCAUAUCCCCAAAGGCAAAGAUUCGUAUAUCUGUCAUUGGGACAAUUGCGGUGAUGGUCAAGGAAGAGUAUUCAAAUCUCGGCAAAAAGUCUUGAGACACCUGCAGUCGCAUACGGGCCAUAAACCUUUUGUAUGUGGGGUAUGCGAUCAGGCCUUCUCGGAGGCUGCGCCUUUGUCGGCCCAUAUGAGACGACAUGCUCAACAAAAACCAUUCAAGUGCGAGUAUCCAGGGUGCGGUAAGACUUUCGCUGUCUCUUCUUCGUUGACUAUUCAUAUGCGAACGCAUAAUGGAGAAAAGCCAUACAUUUGUCCUCAUUGUGGUCGAGGUUUUGUCGAAGCUUCGAAUCUGACCAAACACAUUCGUACCCAUACCGGUGAAAGACCAUUCGCAUGUGCUCAUCCAAAUUGCGGCAAGAAGUUCUCCCGACCCGAUCAGUUGAAAAGACACAUGUUGGUACAUGAUAGAGAUAAGACGAAUGGUAAUCAACCAGGACAAGGUCAUGCGAGACGAAGAUCUUCGGUACAGACUUCAUUAUCUGAUGAGACUGGAUCGUCCAAUGUUGUCAAUGGUCAAAAUGCCAUCAUGGGUAGAGCGUGA
Kwoniella botswanensis is the source of this 2199-nucleotide messenger RNA. RefSeq lists its product as uncharacterized. Gene Ontology annotation, biological process: regulation of transcription by RNA polymerase II. Gene Ontology annotation, cellular component: nucleus. Gene Ontology annotation, molecular function: DNA-binding transcription factor activity, RNA polymerase II-specific; RNA polymerase II cis-regulatory region sequence-specific DNA binding. The transcript is spliced from 6 exons. The coding region runs from base 1 to 2199 and encodes 732 amino acids. NCBI's taxonomy places the organism in Eukaryota, Fungi, Basidiomycota, Tremellomycetes, Tremellales, Cryptococcaceae. The record is from RefSeq and is a predicted model, not a curated record.